Eublepharis macularius is the source of this 8586-nucleotide messenger RNA. It is a transcript of the gene KIF13A, whose product is annotated as kinesin family member 13A. The record is from RefSeq and is a predicted model, not a curated record. The transcript is spliced from 41 exons. Gene Ontology annotation, biological process: microtubule-based movement; regulation of protein localization. Gene Ontology annotation, molecular function: microtubule motor activity; cell adhesion molecule binding; microtubule binding. Gene Ontology annotation, cellular component: adherens junction. NCBI's taxonomy places the organism in Eukaryota, Metazoa, Chordata, Lepidosauria, Squamata, Eublepharidae. The coding region runs from base 440 to 6487 and encodes 2015 amino acids.
UUGAGCCGCUAGACGAGGCAAAAGCCGCCGCCGGCGCUGGAAGAUGGCGGUUGGGAUGGAGAGGCGGCGGCAAGAGCCGCCGCCGCCCCAGGGCUGGGGAAAAGGGCAACGGGGAUCGCCGUGUAGGCGAGGCUGAGGAAGGGAAGCGCCGCCGCCCGCGUCUCUCCCACCUCUUCCUCAGUCGCCUCCUUCCACCCUGUCGGAGCCUCGGUCGACUCCCCUCUUCUUCCCGAGAUGGACCCUGGCUGGCAGCGCUGCUGUGGGAGAGUCCUCGAGAGCUCUUGCGGGCGCUGCCGCCCUGAGGCGCUGACUUGAGCCCGCUGGUUCCCGAGGGAGGAGGGCUGGGUGUGUGGCUCCCCCCUCCACGCUGUGCGAAGGAGGACUCCGAGUCACGUUCGCGGCUGGGCUCCCCGGGCUGCCGCUGCAGUCGCCACGGAAGAUGUCGGAUACCAAGGUGAAAGUUGCCGUCAGAGUCCGGCCCAUGAACAGGAGAGAGCUGGAUUUGAAUACCAAGUGCAUUGUGGAGAUGGAAGGGAAUCAAACUGUUUUGUAUCCUCCACCUUCAAACAACAAGCAGGGAGAAAACAGGAAACCUCCAAAGGUAUUUGCCUUUGAUUACUGCUUUUGGUCUAUGGAUGAAUCAAACACUGCAAAAUAUGCAGGUCAAGAAGUAGUAUUCAAGUGCCUUGGUGAAGGAAUUCUUGAGAAGGCCUUUCAGGGAUAUAAUGCCUGCAUUUUUGCCUAUGGACAAACAGGCUCAGGAAAAUCCUUCUCAAUGAUGGGCAACACGGAACAGCUGGGUCUGAUUCCACGACUCUGCUGCGCUUUAUUUCAGAGAAUUACUUUAGAAGAAAAUGACUCUCACACUUUUAAAGUUGAAGUGUCCUAUAUGGAAAUUUAUAAUGAAAAAGUCCGAGAUUUAUUGGACCCUAAAGGGAAUCGACAGUCCCUCAAAGUUCGUGAGCACAAAGUGUUGGGUCCGUAUGUAGAUGGUUUAUCUCAACUAGCCGUUACAAACUUUGAGGAUAUUGAGUCAUUGAUGUCAGAAGGGAACAAGUCCCGAACAGUUGCAGCAACCAACAUGAAUGAGGAGAGCAGCCGUUCCCAUGCUGUAUUUAAUAUUAUAGUAACUCAGACACUUUACGACCAGCAGUCUGGUAACUCAGGAGAGAAAGUGAGUAAAGUCAGUCUAGUGGAUUUGGCUGGAAGUGAAAGAGUAUCUAAAACAGGAGCAGCAGGAGAACGUCUGAAAGAAGGCAGCAAUAUAAACAAGUCACUCUCAACACUAGGUUUGGUUAUCUCAUCACUUGCAGACCAAGCAGCUGGGAAGGGGAAAAACAAGUUUGUGCCUUACAGAGAUUCUGUACUCACCUGGCUUCUCAAGGACAACUUGGGAGGAAAUAGCCAGACAGCCAUGAUAGCUACAAUCAGUCCAGCUGCUGAUAAUUAUGAAGAGACACUCUCUACACUGAGAUACGCAGACAGAGCCAAAAGAAUAGUUAAUCAUGCUAUAGUAAAUGAAGAUCCAAAUGCCAGGGUCAUCAGAGAACUGCGUGAAGAAGUAGAAAAACUGAAAGAACAACUUUCUCAAGCAGAGGCUAUGAAGGCACCAGAGUUAAAGGAAAAAUUGGAGGAAUCUGAAAAACUAAUAAAAGAACUGACUGUCACUUGGGAGGAGAAGCUUAGGAAAACAGAAGAAAUUGCACAGGAAAGACAGAGGCAACUAGAAAGCAUGGGUAUCUCCCUUGAAUCUUCUGGCAUCAAAGUAGGGGAAGAUAAAUGCUAUCUGGUGAAUCUAAAUGCAGACCCUGCACUCAAUGAAUUACUGGUUUAUUAUUUAAAGGAUCACACCAGAGUUGGCGCAGAUACAUCUCAGGAUAUACAGCUGUUUGGAAUAGGUAUCCAACCAGAACAUUGUGUAAUAGAUAUUGCAACAGACGGGGAAGUUUCUCUCUCGCCAAAAGAAAAUGCAAGAUCCUGUGUAAAUGGUACAUUGGUAUGUUCUGCAACACAGCUCUGGCAUGGCGAUAGAAUCUUAUGGGGAAACAACCACUUUUUUAGAAUCAAUUUACCUAAAAGAAAGCGACGAGAUUGGUUGAAAGAAUCUGAAAAAGAAACGCUGUUAGCAGAACAUGAUUUGGAUGCUGCUAGUGAAGCUUCUUCAGAACCGGACUAUAACUAUGAAUUUGCACAGAUGGAAGUUAUAAUGAAAACACUGAACACCAAUGAUCCAGUACAAAAUGUAGUCCAGGUCCUAGAGAAGCAAUAUUUGGAAGAGAAGAGGAGCGCUUUGGAGGAACAGCGGUUAAUGUAUGAACGUGAACUGGAGCAACUGCGACAGCAGCUCUCUCCAGAAAGGCGGUUUCAGCAUUGCAGUGAUAGGCUUUCAGACACUGGCCAGACUGCUCAGCAGAAAGUGAACCUCUGGUCAGAAGAGAGGGAUGAGUUAUUUCGACAGAGCCUAGCUAAAUUAAGAGAGCAGAUCGUUAAAGCCAAUACACUAGUGAGGGAAGCAAACUUCUUAGCAGAAGAAAUGAGCAAACUAACAGAUUACCAGGUGACACUGCAGAUCCCUGCUGCUAACCUGAGCGCUAACAAGAAGAGAGGACUGAUAGUAAGUGAACCAGCUAUUCAAGUCAGAAGAAAACGAAAAGGAACUCAGGUCUGGAGUAUUGAGAAGUUGGAGAACAAGCUAAUUGACAUGAGAGAUCUGUAUCAAGAAUGGAAGGGGAGAAUCCAUGAGGUGAAGAAACUCACUGGCAAAAAAGGUGACCCUUUCUAUGAAGCACAAGAAAACCACAAUUUAAUUGGUGUCGCAAAUGUAUUUUUGGAGUGCCUUUUCUGUGAUGUUAAACUUCAGUAUGCAGUGCCAAUAAUUAGUCAGCAGGGGGAGGUCGCAGGGCGACUGCAUGUUGAAGUGAUGCGUGUCACUGGUGCUGUCCCUGAACGUAUGGUAGAAGAUGACUCUUCUGAAAAUUCCAGUGAAAGUGGAAGCCUUGAGAUCAUGGACAACAAUGGAGAAAUUAUUCACAGGCCUAAAAAACUCACUUGCAGGGUAACAAUUAAAGAAGCAACAGGUCUACCACUGAAUCUCUCAAACUUUGUCUUCUGUCAGUAUACCUUUUGGGAUCAGUCUGAGUCAACUGUUGCCGCUCCAGUUGUAGAUCCAGAUGUGCCUUCACCUCUGAGCAAGGAUGCCCAGUUUACAGUAACUUUCUCUCAUUGUAAGGAUUAUGUAGUAAAUGUAACAGAAGAAUUUUUGGAGUUCAUGGCAGAUGGAGCACUUGCUAUUGAAGUAUGGGGUCACCGAUGUGCUGGCAAUGGCAGCUCCAUAUGGGAGGUGGAUUCUCUUCAUGCAAAAACCAGGACCUUGAGAGACAGAUGGAAUGAAGUAACACGUCGAAUUGAAAUGUGGGUUUUAAUUCAAGAACUGAAUGAAAUGGGUGAUUAUACAGCCGUGGAACUCCACCAGGCAAAGGAUGUAAACACAGGAGGGAUUUUCCAGCUUAGACAGGGCCAUUCUCGUAGAGUUCAGGUGACAGUCAAACCAGUGCAACAUUCAGGAACACUGCCGCUUAUGGUGGAAGCCAUUCUCUCCAUUUCUAUUGGUUGUGUGACUGCCAGGUCAACCAAAUUACAAAGGGGCUUGGACAGCUACCAGAGAGAUGAUGAUGAUGGUGGUGAUAUGGAUAGUUAUCAGCUUCUGUCUGCUCCUCACUCUGCAUUUUUAUCUGUUGGAAUUGUUUCCAGUAUUGAGUCUGACUGGCAGAAAAGAUACAGACAGCGGGGCUGCUGCAAGCAGAGAGAAGGAUUAGAAGAAGACUUAAAUUGUGUGAGAGAGAGGUGGUCUGAGGCACUAAUAAAACGGAGAGAAUACUUAGAUGAGCAGAUUAAGAAAAUCAGCAAUAAACAAGUGAAAACGGAUGAUGAUGAAGAAAGAGAAGCACGACUUGUAGAACAGUGGGUGGGUCUAACAGAAGAGAGGAAUGCUGUGCUUGUCCCAGCUCCAGACAGUGGGAUUCCAGGUGCUCCUGCAAAUUGGAUCCCACCUGCUGGAAUGGAAACACAUAUACCUGUCCUUUUCCUUGAUUUGAAUGCUGAUGACCUCAGUGCCAAUGAACAACUUGUAGGUCCACAUGCAUCGGGAGUUAAUUCAAUACUACCAAAGGAGCAUGGAAGUCAAUUCUUUUACCUGCCAAUCAUAAAACAUAGUAAUGAUGAGGUAUCAGCCACUGCUGCCUGGGAUUCAUCUGUGCAUGAUUCAGUGCACUUGAAUAGGGUAACACCUCAGAAUGAGAGAAUCUACUUAAUAGUGAAGAUCACAAUCCAGCUCAGCCAUCCUGCUACAAUGGAAUUGGUGUUACGUAAAAGGAUUGCAGCUAAUAUUUACAAUAAACAGAGUUUCACCCAGAGUCUGAAAAGAAGAAUAUCCUUGAAGAAUAUAUGUUAUGCUUGUGGUGUGACCUAUGAAAUAGUGUCAAAUAUACCAAAGGCUACAGAAGAAAUUGAGGACCGAGAGACCCUGGCUCUGAUGGCAGCCAAGAGUGAAAAUGAGGGUACAUCAGAUGGUGAAACUUACAUAGAGAAAUAUACGCGUGGAGUAUUGCAUGUAGAAAAUAUUUUGAGUCUGGAACGACUAAGACAGGCAAUCACAGUCAAAGAAGCUUGUUCUUCCAAAGCUCGACACAUACGGAGGAGUGUUAGCACACCAAAUGUUCACAAUGUAUCUUCUAGCCGCUUAGAUCUUUAUGGCUGUGAUGAAGAUAAGGGUUGGUCAGAAGGGCAGCUAGAUAUAUUGGACUGUUCCACCAGUUAUCAAGAUGUAUCAUGUUAUGGUACUUUACCCAGGGAUUCAUCUUGGAGAAGUAAAGAUGCCAGUGGUACUGUAUUGGAAAAUCCACAGGCAUCAAUCAUCAGUCCAUUUAAAGCAUUUUCUCCUCAGCCUCCCAAGUUUUUCAAACCUUUAAUGCCAGUAAGAGAAGAGAACAAAAAGACCUCUCUUGAAACUCGGCCUCUACUUAGCAAAGAGCCUUUGCAGAGCAUGUCGUCAUCUCAGGUACAUAACACUGCCUGUGUUGUGCCCUCGGGAAGUAAUCUCAGUAGCAUGCCAGUAGAACACAAUAGCAUACAUGUGAAGAAGAUUGAUUCCGAAGAAGAAGAAGAGUUGCAGACCAUUAACAAGAAGCCUUAUGUGCCUGAGGAGUUUGCUGAUUUUAGUGUUUAUAAUGCUAGCUUGGAAAGCAGGGAAUGGUUAUCCUCUAAAGGAGACUUUGUAAACUCUCGGAUUCUUGAGAAAGAGGUAUCUCGUAGCCCCACCACUAGCAGUAUUACUAGUGGCUACUUUUCUCACAGUGCCUCAAAUGCUACUUUGUCUGAUAUGCUAGUUUCCUGUAGUGAUAGCACAGACCAAUUAGCAAAUCAGAUUAAGGAUCUGGACUCUAAUGACCAUUGUGUAUCUCAUAUGUCCCAUGAUUUAAGAUUUUCACACAAGGAGGCUUUGGAUCAAGAAAGGGGCUGGGCUAAAGAUAAGAGAGUCAUGUCACCGCUCAAAGGAAACAAUGCCUCAGCAAGAGAGAUUCCACUGUCUGAAAGUACCUCUAACACCGAUGCCACAAAACUACAAGGUUCAGUUGGGGAUUUUUCAGAUAAUAAAAACCCAGAACAUGGAAUUGAAUUUACAUCUCGAGAAGUAACAGUUGAGCACACUUCAAAUGUUUUCGAAGAUUAUGCUUUUACAGAAUUCAUGGGUGUUGAAGAUGGAAAGGAACUUGAACGUUCAGGAGUGCCACAAUUCUCUUCUAAUGGCUCUUCUAAUAGAAGAAAAAAGCUCUCUGCAGGUGAAACAAACUGUGCCACAGGAUUCUCCCCAAAAAACUACAAGGAAAAACCAGUGAGCCAACUGGAGGCUACACAAGUAGAGUACCAGCAGACAAGUUGUACUGAAAACCCUUUAUUGACUGUCAUAGUAAAAGAGGAUUCAUACUGUCAUAUGUAUACAGAUUCUUGCCUAGCAGAUGACUUUGCUGGAAAAAAUAAUGCGGAUAGCUCUGGUUAUGAAGAUGUUACUUCUGAAGAGUACCCUCACUGGGUGGCAGUGGGGGAACAAGUGUGUAUUGGAAGCAAUAAAUCUGGCAUAGUGAGAUAUAUUGGGCCAGUGGAUUUUUCAGCUGGUACUUGGGUUGGCAUUGAAUUACAUUUCCAGAUGGGGAAACAUGAUGGCACAGUAAACGGCAGAGAGUAUUUCCACUGCAAGCCACAACACGGGGUAUUUGUUCGUCCUGGAUGUCUCACUAAAGCACCAGUUUCCGCAACAAAAUGUGGUGGCACUUCAGAGUCUCAGGUAUCCUCCAACAUAGAAAAGUGGAAGAGUUCAGUUCAAGGUUCACAUUCCUUCAAAACAGGAGCAGCAACCCUCUGUCAGCCAAGAGAUGCAGCAGCUUCUGCUUUUUCUAGAAAACAGGAGAUCAGAAAAUCUUGGAUCAACUAAAGCUGCAGUUUUGUUUUUGCACUUGCUACACAAAUCACUGUGUGGAGACACUUUUUUUCUGAAGUGAUUGGUUGUAAUCUGUCCUUAUUGAAUGUUUGAAUCAUGGACGUAAUUUUCCAGUUCUUUUAUAAAUAAUAUAUAUGUAAAAUGACUGUAUCUUUUGCCUGCCAAAAGGCAAACAUGACUGUACACUAAAUUACAGUUAGUUUGUAGAUACUGUGAGGUACCUGACUGUUGGUUACUCAGCAAAUUAGAUCAUAUUUUAAAUGAAAUAUUUUAUUGUGUGGGAAGGUAAUGGGAUGUACAUAUGUGUCUGAGGGAGAACUGACAAUGUGCUGUUAAUUACCAAAGAACACAGUUGCUGUUUAUCUUGUGUUUAUUUUACAUGUUUGUUUGAACUUAUAGGCUCCGUGCCAUAUUUUUAGACAUUAACACUAGGCAUCAUGCUGCCUUAUAUCCUGUGUUUUGUAAGCACACUGAAGAGACUGUGGGUUUGGGGUUUGGGUUUUAUGUGGUCUUCCUAUGGGCCUGCCACUGUGCUGAAUUCUUGACAUGUGCUGAAAACAUUAACAAUGCCUAAAGCUUGUAUGUUUGGUGUUUCACGUGCCAAUGCAGGCCAACCAGGCAACAUGAAUGCAGAAACAGUAUUAUUCUACAGAAGGUGGACAACAUUUUCAACAAAUGGCUUCUUUGGAAACAGGGAGGAUCCAGUACUGCAAGCAGCAGUAUUGGAUCACAGCUGUAAACCAUUCACUGUUCAUUGCUGGCUGUGUCCAAACUGAAAUGAAAUGUUCUGAGCUGAUUUAAUGCGGAAAGUUCAUUUUUAACUCUGAAUUUGAUAUGAUUCUUUUGAGUCCUUGGCAGGCUAUUCCAUGUAUAGAUGCUGUCUUGGAUAUUUAUAAAGUAACAAAUGGUAAAGGAAAAGUAUGAAUGGCCUGCUGUAUAUGUUGUUCUUUAUUUCUUGGAAAGUAAUUGAAAUAGUGGGACCUUACAGAAAAGCUGCUGUUCUUCUUUGAUUCAUAUGUAUAGUAAGUUCUCUUAGUAUUUUGCUACUUACUGUAAAAAGUGUAAUUUAUAUUCUAUUUCUGCUAUACUGUAUUUAAUUGGUACAGAACUUGUGUUAGAAUACAAAUGAUUUACUUCAGAUUUUAUAAAUGUUUGUGCCUGUGUUUACAUUAUGUAAUAUAAGACUCGGUCAGAUAAAAGGUUUAGUUACUGAUUCAUACCUUUGGCAUACACUUUAAUAUACAUGUUGUAAAGAGAAUAGUGUUUUUAAAAUGGAUGGAUGUGUCACUGAUUUAAUCAAAAGCCCUAUCCAAGGUAGCAAUUUUUUCUCACAGAUUACAGGAAACAUAAGAUACAUGCUAUUGUAUGUAACAUUUUAGUUUAUAAAUGUAGAUGUAUAUGCGUUUGCAGAAUUAUAAGAAUGCCUCCAUACAUUUAUAAAUUUUCUUAGCCCGAUAUAUAGUCUUAUUUGUAUCUGCAUGUUCAGUUCUUCACUCCAGCAGUCAUUUCCACAGUGAACCUCUCUUUACCAUCUCCACAGUGCAGUAUGGAAUAAACGUCUCCUCUUCAUUUUGGUGCAUUUGCCUCAACUGCAAGGAAGUACUUUAAUUCAGCAAUAAAUGGUUGUUUCAGAAUUUAAGUGCAGAUGCACUUACAGUUACAACACAAUGCACACUAACAUUUUAUAAUAGUUGCAGGAUGGCAAAUGCUGCAAAUGAAGUUCAAAGUUGAAAUUUGAUUGUAAAUACAUUUUUAAAUGAUCUGAAUCAAUAAAAGUGUAUGGUAAGGGCAGUUUGAAAAUCAAAGCUAUUUUGUGCUUUCAAGAAUACUUCUAAUAUUGACAGUCUGAGGUAGAAUUUCCAAAGAGCUUAAGACACAACAUUGUGAAAUAAGUAGUAUGCAGUAGGAUAGACAAAAGAAAGCAGUACUGGCAGCUGGUGUUUUUUUGUCAUUAUGUAUUUUUGAUGUAGAUUCUAGAAUACAACUUCCAGUUGCAACAUUCAGUUCUAAUAUUGUGCACUCACAUCUUAGCACAUCAGUAUUUGCCAUUCAUGCACAUAUUGUUUUUGGUUGGAAUAAAGAACCCUUGUUAA